Molecule: messenger RNA, 1629 nt
Organism: Miscanthus lutarioriparius
Lineage: Eukaryota; Viridiplantae; Streptophyta; Magnoliopsida; Poales; Poaceae
Source: the annotation of a GenBank genome assembly
AUGUUCACCGCCCUGAGGUUUUGGCGCCAAGCCCUCCUCCCUCUGAUGGAGGGGAUGAUGAUGAUAAUGAUCCUGCAAGGCGUCGGCGUCGCGUCCGUCCUCCCUCGCCGCUACCCAACUCGGGUCCGGCGGGUCGUGAUGCUCGUGUCAUGGCGGUUCACGGCGGGGAUCGAUCAUGAAGCAAGUGGAAUCCUUUGUUCGGGGGAGAUCUCACGUGGCCCACUCUUAGGCAGCGUGCUCUUAGCCGUUGGCCGCGGGUUCCAAAGAGGUCCAGGCCCGGUGCUCUCGGAGGCUCAUAAGAGGGUGAUGCGACGACUUGGCUUUGAAGAAAGGGAGAUUAUUCAGCCGAAUGCUCAAGACAAUUAUACUGCUAUUUUUGGUUGGGAUGUUGGAGAAGGUGAGCAGAUGCGGGCUUCUUUGUCGAGGUCAUUUUAUUUCUUGGGUCAGAUGAAUCCUUCGACUACUUUAAUCUGGAAUGUGCGAGGCCUGAAUCAAAGGGAUCAUCGAAAUUCUGUCAGAGAGGUCAUUCUGUCCAGCAACGCUGACAUUGUCUGUUUGCAAGAAACUAAGGUUGCCAACAUGUCCCAACAUUUGUUUCUCUCGGUCUUUGGGUCUGUGUAUGAUAACUUCAUCGCGCUCCCAGCCAAUGGGACUAGAGGAGAGGUUCUGAUUGCUUGGAAAGGGUGUUCUUGCCUGGCAGUGGCUUCUAGGUGGUUCACUGGUGUCUAUGGGCCACAAGAAGAUGAUGAGAAGGUGAUGUUUCUGCAAGAGCUAAGAAAUAUCAGGGCCCUGUGCAAUGGAGCUUGGCUUCUAGGGGGAGAUUUUAAUUUAAUUUAUCAAGCUGCUGGCAAGAACAAUGCUAAUUUGGAUAGAGCAAUCAUGGGAAGAUUUCGGCAUUUUCUAGAUGACAUGGAUCUCAAGGAGAUCCCACUCUUGGGCCAAAAAUAUACUUGGUCCAACGAGAGGAGAUCGCCUACUCUAGUCAGGCUGGAUCAAGCUUUCUGUUGUGGUGAUUGGGACAAUAUUUUUCCUGAUGAUGUCCUGCAAAGCACAGCAGCUGGUGUAUCGGAUCACUGCCCUCUCAUUCUGGGUUUGAAAGUGAGCACUAGCAGCAAGUGGCGAUUCCAUUUUGAGAGCUUCUGGACCAAAAUCCCUGGUUUUCUCGAUGUUGUUAAACUGAAUUGGGAGGUUCCGGUACAAUCUAAUUGUGUUAUAGAGCGCCUAUUCAUUGAACUACAUCGCCUCAGUAAGGGACUACAAAAAUGGGGGCAGCGAAAAAUAGGGAACAUUAAAGCUCAGCUUGAGCUGGCCAGGGAGAUUCUUCACCGCUUGGAAAUAGAGAGAGAUUCAAGGGCACUCUCUGAGCGCGAGGAAUUGCUGAGAAAGAAACUCAAACUGCAUUGUCUCGGUUUGGCUUCUCUAGAGCGAACCAUUGCACGGCUGCACUCUAGGAUAUUGUAUCUUCAAGAAGGAGAUGCCAAUACUGUUUUAUUCCAUCAACAAGCUAGAUACAGAAAGAAGAAGAACUUCAUCCCAAAACUGCAAGUUGGUAAUCAGGUGGUCGUUUCGCAGGAGGAAAAACAUAAGGCAGUGGAUGAUUUUUAUGAGAACAUUCUUUGGCAGUGCUGA